CUGGCCGGUAUAAAACAGUGACCACAUAAAGUGAUUAUUUGCAAAUUUUUCAAACAUUUUAUGGCCUCCAAAGGAAUUGAAAUGGCAACUUCUUCUCCACGUCGUAAAAAAGACAGUGACAAGGUGACCUACUGGGAGUUGUACGAGCGCGCAGCCAAACAACGCUUUGGGCAAAAUAUUCGAGUCGUCAAAACUAAAUAUUACGAGGACAAAGUGAAUAAUAUCGAUUUUCAAAUAACGGUUAUCGACAAAGAGGAAAAUCCGAAGGAAAAAACGCGCACAAUAGUUGAUGUGAAUAUGAAGGAGUACGUCAACACUGGACAAACUGAAAGUGACGAAAGCAUUGUACAAAUUCAAAAAACAUCGUCAAAAACGAGUAGCGAACGCUUCACAUUCUCCACAACCAAAGGUGUGAGCUAUGGUGUGGGCGGUAACAUUGGUGUGCAGGUGAUGGCGGCUGCUGUGGCGGGAGGCAGCAUCGGCCUCAGUGGCCACUAUGAUCGCAGCAAAACCAAAACAGAAGAAACUGAAAAGAAAACUGAAGAGAACACAGGGUACAGUUACAACCAAGAGGAGAAGAUCACUGUCCCUCCAGGGACACAUGUUGAGGCCAUCAUCACCACGUAUAGUAUGAAGUAUGAGAGCAAGUACACGGUGAAGUUUAGCAUUGACAAGAACGCAACUAUUCCAGUGAUCUACAGAACCUCUUGUCAGAACUUGUUUGGGUCGAUAUGUCGAAACAGCGGCUUUAUAUACGUUCGUGACAUGAUCAGCACUCUGCCAGAUUAUAACCCAGAGGAUGAAGAUGAUACAGCGAGUUACACACAAGUAGGAGCAGUGUCCUGGGUUGGAGAGGGAUGCAAAGUGGACAAGAAAGAGAGACCACUGCCAUUGUAGCCAGGUUGUACACACUUAGUAUAGCGUAGCCAUUUAGAGGGAUAAUAGCUUUCAUUUGUAGAACUGUCCUAGACUAUGUACACAUAGUACGUGUAGCGAGGAAUAA
This is a messenger RNA of Halichondria panicea, 1003 nucleotides long. RefSeq lists its product as uncharacterized. The transcript has a single exon. Bases 61 to 897 code for a protein of 278 amino acids. The record is from RefSeq and is a predicted model, not a curated record. Lineage: Eukaryota; Metazoa; Porifera; Demospongiae; Suberitida; Halichondriidae.